Molecule: messenger RNA, 1528 nt
Organism: Tetranychus urticae (two-spotted spider mite)
Lineage: Eukaryota; Metazoa; Arthropoda; Arachnida; Trombidiformes; Tetranychidae
Product: dnaJ homolog subfamily C member 21
Cellular component (GO): cytoplasm
Molecular function (GO): zinc ion binding; nucleic acid binding
Source: RefSeq, a predicted model, not a curated record
AAUCAGCUUGAAAGCUUUGUUGUUUACCUCAUGCACAUUUUUAACCAUUACAUUGUAAGUUAGUAAAAUGGCUGGAAGAAAAGCAAUCAAAAAGUGUUAUUAUGAAAUUCUUGGUAUUGAACAAAAUGCCAGUGAUGAAGUUAUUCGAAAGAAUUAUAAAUUACUGGCUCUUAAAUAUCAUCCUGAUAAAAAUAUGGACAAUCUGGCCGAAGCAACUGAGAUGUUCCGUUCAGUCCAGGAAGCUUAUGAAGUGUUAACCAAUCCUCAAGAAAGAGCCUGGUAUGAUAAACAUCGAUCUGCCAUUUUAGCUGGACUAGAUAAAGAUUCAAUAGCUGAUUCAUGUUUCGACAUCUUUCCAUAUUUCACAUCUUCAUGUUAUUCUGGUUAUGAUGAUUCCGAAGAAGGUUUUUAUACCGUUUACCGGCACGUUUUCGAUGAGAUUAUCAAAGAAGAUACACCUUAUUAUGAAGACGACUUUGUUAAACCGAUGUCUUUUGGCUACUCAACCACUCCAUAUCAAGAUGUCCACCAAUUUUAUAGUUUUUGGGAUAGUUAUUCAACACCUAAAACAUUCGCUUUCCUCGAUUUAUAUAAGACAAUGGAGGCACCGAACCGACGAAUUGUUCGACUCAUGGAAAAGGAAAAUAAAAAGAUUCGAGAUGCGGCUAAAAAGAAAAGAAAUGAGGAAAUUCGGGAGUUGGUUGCAUUUGUCAAAAGAAGGGAUAAACGAGUUGAAGCUCACAAGAAAUUAGUUGAAGUAAAAUUAGAAGAGAAAAGGAAAAAAUCAGCUGAACAUAGAAAAAAACAAUUGGCGGAAAGAAGAAAAGAAGCUGAGAGUUACGAAGAAUCAAAUCUUUUUUCUGUUGGUGAUCUAGAGGAAGAAUUGAAAAAUAUCGAAGAAAAUUUUGCUGAAUAUGAUGACGUGAAGAAAAAGAAAAAGAAAAAUAAAGGUAAAACGAAAGACCAAGUUUUAACUGGCGGAAAGAAAACUGUCCAAGACGAACAAGAUAUUGAUGGCCAGACCACAAAUAAUGACCCAGUAAAUUGUGAUCAAGAUGAUAGUGCGAAUAAGGAAGAUUCGGAGACUGAAUCCUUCGAGAAUUGUGAUCUAUAUUGUAUGGCGUGUGAAAAAUUAUUUAAAUCAGUCAAGUCUUUUGAAAAUCACGAAAACUCUAAAAAACAUAAGGUUAAUGUAGCCGCUCUCAAAGUUUUAUUAGAACAAGAAGACCAAUCACUAGAAAAUAACAGUGAACUGGAAGAUAACGAGGAUGGUGUGAGUUGAUAACAGUUCGACUUGAUUAGUAAAAUAAAUUGACCAAAUAACAAUGUGGAUAAACAAAAUUGAAAGGAUGACGAGAUGUAUCAGAAAUAAUUUUAAUGUAAGGAAAAUAAGGAUAAUGACGCAAAGUACAAAAAAGAUGGUGGUUUUCAAAUACAAGAUACAAUAUAUGAGAGGUUGAAUUUAUAAUAAAUGUAGGCAAGAAUAUUAAAUUUUAAAUAAAUGAAAUAAAUGGAAAAAAUGGGAUUA